CGGGGCGCGGCGCCGGGGGCGGGCGGGGGCGGGGGCGGGGGGAGCGCGCCAGCCGCCGGGAGCGGGGGGCGAUGGCGAAGCUCCGGGUGACUUACGAGUACACGGAAGCCGAGGACAAGAGCAUCCGGCUCGGCUUGUUCCUCAUCAUCUCCGGCAUCGUGUCGCUCUUCAUCUUCGGCUUCUGCUGGCUCAGUCCCGCGCUGCAGGAUCUGCAAGCCACGGCGGCCAACUGCACGGUGCUGUCGGUGCAGCAGAUCGCAGAGGUGUUCGAGUGCACCUUCACCUGUGGCGCCGACUGCCGCGGCACCGCGCAGUACCCCUGCGUCCAGGUCUACGUCAACAACUCCGAGUCCAACUCCAGGGCGCUGCUGCACAGCGACGAGCACCAGCUGCUCACCAACCCCAAGUGUUCCUAUAUUCCUCCCUGUAAGAGAGAAAAUCAGAAGAAUUUGGAAAGUGUCAUGAGUUGGCAACAGUACUGGAAAGAUGAGAUUGGUUCUCAGCCAUUUACUUGCUAUUUUAAUCAAUAUCAAAGGCCGGACGACGUGCUCCUGCAUCGCACGCAUGAUGAGAUCGUCCUCCUGCACUGCUUCCUCUGGCCAGUGGUGACAUUUGUGGUGGGUGUUCUCAUUGUGGUCUUAACCAUCUGUGCCAAGAGCCUGGCAGUCAAGGCGGAAGCCCUGAAGAAGCGCAAGUUCUCUUAAAGGGGAGCAGACUCCUGGAAAGCAAAGCACAGAAGCCGCCCCAAUGGGCACGUCGACCUGCAGAGGCUGUUUCUCAGCGCAGGAGAUGGAAGGGGCUCACAGGGUCUCGCAGUGGCGCCCUGCUCCUCCGUGACGGCAGAAACAGGCACAGUAGAAGACUCAGAGCCUUCUAGAUUAUUCCUGGUGUCGUAGCAAUGGCUGUAGAGGCAAGCUCUUAGCUGUUUGGAAUAACUUUCAGCAAAUCCUGUAAGAAAUUUUUCUUUGAAAAUUAAUAAUAUAUAAUUGUACAGUGUAGUAUACAAACUAUUAUGAUUUAUGCUAUUUAAAAUGAUUAAAUAGAGUGAUCUGUGUUCUUUUCUA
Molecule: messenger RNA, 1064 nt
Organism: Sorex fumeus (smoky shrew)
Lineage: Eukaryota; Metazoa; Chordata; Mammalia; Eulipotyphla; Soricidae
Gene: KCNMB4
Product: potassium calcium-activated channel subfamily M regulatory beta subunit 4
Exons: 3
Coding region: 72-704 (210 amino acids)
Biological process (GO): potassium ion transport; detection of calcium ion
Cellular component (GO): membrane; voltage-gated potassium channel complex
Molecular function (GO): potassium channel regulator activity; calcium-activated potassium channel activity
Source: RefSeq, a predicted model, not a curated record